AUGCAGGACGUUUGCCAGGAGCACGGAGUGUCAGCCUUCGCGACCCCCGCAGGGCGGUGGAGCGCGGCCAACCUCACGCUCGUGCUGCGACUGCUGAAGCUCGCUCUCCCGCAGCCCAACCACCUGCCCGCCACGGCGCAAGGGGCGUACGAGGCCGUGCAGAUGCGCAACACGUGGGUCGUCUACGGAGCGUGUGCGAACGGCUGCACCUCCUGGACCAAGAGCGACAUCGAGGCGUCGAUGGGACAGGACGAUCCUCUGCUGUGCCCGUGCUGCAAGGGCUCGCCGCUGCGACCAAACAGCGACGUGCUUGUGGCACCAUUCUGGUACUUUCCGGUGCCUGAGGUGCUCACGUGCAUCAUGCGGGACCCAGGAUACACCACGGCGUUCCUGCGCGACGCCGACACGUGGCGAUACCAGCGGGCGCGGGCCGCAGGCGCAGACGCCGGCGUGUCGGAGGACAGCGAUGCUUCCUGGGUGGACUGGCGCAACUUCCCGCACUACCAAGCCGUGCGGAGCAAGAUCUCGCCAGCGGAGCAGGAGACCUUCGACGAUUGGACGACGGUGCACCUCCUCAUCGGCGGUGACGGCGCCGCCGUCUUCCAGCACGUCAAGCACACAGCGUUCGUCAUCGCGGCCAGGAUCAUGAACGUUCCGCCCGCUGUUUCUGGCGAGCGCUGGUGCACCCUGCCCCUCGUGAUCGUUCCGGGCCCGAAGGAGCCUCGGUCGACCCGCGGGUACAUGGCGCCGAUCGCCAAGGACGUCGCGGCCCUGCGUGGAGGCGUGCCUUGCACCGCGGCGGUGUGGGCGACCGAGGUUGCACGACGGCCGGCGCUCCAAGUGGGUGGUGCGCCUCGGCGGGACGUGCUUGACGUGCCGGUCACGGUGCGCGCGUACAUCCACGGCCUGACAGGCGACACGCCGGCGCGCACGUUGUGCACGCACGCCUCCGGGACGGGUAGUCGCUUCGGUGCGUGCCCGUGGUGCGCCAUCGUGGGCGACCACCACGCCAACGCCAUGCGCUUCUUCGGCUACCACGACCCGACGUACUGGCACGCCCCGUGGCGCGAGGAGGCGGACACGCGUCGGCCGCGCGGGGGCGAGCAGCUGCGGGUGUUCGGCCGCUGGCCAGACGCGGAGAACGGCGAGACCCAUCGCGAGUUCCCGCCCGACGCGAAGGUGGGCGACGACGGGACGCGUCUCACAGCUGCUGAGAUGGCUGCACGCCACGCUGCCGACGACCCGGAGGCGUGGAAGUUGAUUCCGGGCGUGAAGCAGGACCUGCUGGCCAACGGUGCCGUGGACGUCCCCCUCGUGACGUACCUGCCGUACCUGCAGAUGUCGACGCUGCAGCUCCUCGGCAUCUCUCACACGCUGAUCAACUGCAUCUGCAAGAAGUUCUGGCAGACCGUCCUGACGGUCGCCAAGAAGGGCCAGGCGGAGAAGUACAGCGGCUGGACCAUCGAGCCCAAGAAGCGUCGCGCCAUGCAGGAGCGGGCGGCGCACAUCGUCCUCCCCCCGGGCGGCCGGGGCUCCCCAUGCGUCGUGUCGUACGGCGCGUGGGUGAUGGAGGACUGGCUGCUGUUCAUCCGCACGACACAUUGGUAUAUAGUGGGGGACGCGCUGGACGGCCUGAUGCGCGGCGACGCUCGGGAGAUGUGGGAGAUAAUCGCGACGCUCGCGGUCUUCCACCUGAACGUCCCGAACGCGGGAGCCGUGACGCGGGCGCAGUGGCAGGAGCGUCGACGGGAGAUGCGCCGCCUCACGCUCCGUUUCGGGGAGCUGGCGGAGCGGAACGGCCACUACGAGUUCUGUUCGAUCUCCUUGCACGUCAUCGCGUGCCAGAUGUUCGAGCAGGAGACGCAGUUCGGCCCUUCCGGGAGGUCGAACGAGUUCUGGAUCGAGCGCUGCAUCGCCUGGGUGAAAGAGCAGAUCGUGUACCGCAUCACGAGCCGGCCGGAGUGGCGCAUGGUACACCACGGGGACGAGCGCUACAACCUGCACCGCUGCCACAACGGCGCCAGGACCGACGCAGUAGACGGAUGCGCCGUUGCGCUUCCCGCGACAGGCCCUGCGCUCCCCGAGGACGUGCAGCGGAAGGCGUCGACGAGGGCGCGGAUGAUCGACGUGGGGAAGAAGCUGCACGCGAGGGAUCGCAGGGGGCGGGUGAAGGCAGAGUGGACAGCGAGGGCGGACGAGCUGCAGCAGUUCGUGGAGGCGCGACAGGCUGAGGAGGCCGGCCGAGACGGGCAAGAGCUCGCGGCUGCUUGGAUGACCUUCCUGCCGGGGCUGCGAGAUUCGGGCGACCUCGCGGACUUUGUGGUGUGGAGGCAGCACAUGCGUGCAACGCCGGACGGACGCACGAAGAUACAGGUUGGGGCCGAAGGUAUCAAGCCCCCCCCUGGGCGGGCGUGCCUGCGCGACGCGUCCUGGGUGGGGGUGGAAUGGGAGGAGGAGGCCGGCGACCUGGUGUACGCGUGCAGGGUGCGGGAGCUCGCGCAAGUGAGGAUACCGCGGUACGAGGUCGGGGAUGAUCCCCUGCCUCCGCUGCUGCUGGCGCGCGUGGAUGUCUGGUGCCCGGGGUACCCGCGGUCCACGAGGAUGCGGACGCUGCACGAGGGCUUCAAGGGGGAGACGAAAUGGAUCUGGCUCUGGCAGGUCGACCACGUUUGCGCGAUGGCGCACGCGCCCAAGGUGGACAAGGACGGGCGCGCGGACGGCAAGUUGUCACACGCGUUGAAGGUGAUGCCGUGCGGCGAGUGGGAGCUGCACGACGUGACCACCCCGCGGCGCGGUCCGGACUGA
Messenger RNA from Pedinophyceae sp. YPF-701, 2805 nucleotides. Lineage: Eukaryota; Viridiplantae; Chlorophyta; Pedinophyceae. The record is from the annotation of a GenBank genome assembly.